GGCUGACCGCGGACCCCGGGAGGCCUGGGCUGGCAGUGUUAUUUAAUGCUCCUGCUUCCUGUUUUCCCCACAACAACAACAACCCUGUGAGAUUACCAAUUUCUCAUGUUUUCACAAUGAGACAGGCCUGGGGUCAUUUCUUCCCUACACCUUGUAGUUGAUAGUUUUAGAUGUCGAGACAAUGCUGGCUUAGAUAUGGCAGAUAGCGUCAAGAUCUUCCUUAAUGAUCUUAUCAGGGGAAUUAAAGAUUCCAUAUGGGGGAUCUGCACAAUCUCCAAGCUGGAUGCUCGGAUCCAGCAGAAAAGGGAAGAGCAGCGGAAAAGAAGAGCAACUAGUGUACUUGCCCAACGAAGAGCACAAAGCGAAGAGAGGAAGCAAGAGAAUGAACCCCGGAUAGUAAGCCGAAUACUUCAGUGUUGUGCAUGGAAUGGAGGUGUAUUUUGGCUUAGCCUCCUCUUGUUCUAUCGGGUAUUCAUCCCUCUGCUUCAGUCAGCAACAGCACAUGUAAUUGGUGACCCAUCAUUACACGGUGAUGUCUGGUCUUGGCUGGAAUUUAUUCUCACCUCUGUCUUCAGUGCCCUUUGGGUCCUCCCCCUCUUUGUGCUCAGUAAAGUGGUCAAUGCCAUUUGGUUUCAGGACAUUGCUGAUCUGGCAUUUGAGGUGUCAGGAAGGAAGCCGCAGCCUUUCCCCAGUGUCAGUAAAAUCAUUGCCGACAUGUUGUUUAACCUCUUAUUGCAAGCUCUCUUUCUCAUCCAGGGGAUGAUUGUGAGCCUGUUUCCUAUUGAUAUCAUUGGGCAGUUAAUUAGUCUGCUUCAUAUGUCGCUGCUUUACUCACUGUAUUGCUUUGAAUACCGUUGGUUUAAUAAAGGAAUUGAAAUGCAUCAACGAUUAUCCAACAUUGAAAGGAACUGGCCUUAUUACUUUGGAUUUGGGUUACCACUGGCCUUUCUCACUGCAAUGCAGUCUUCUUACAUUAUCAGCGGCUGCUUGUUCUCCAUUCUUUUCCCUCUAUUUAUUAUCAGCGCCAACGAAUCCAAGGCACCAGGAAGAGCAUACCACUUCCAGCUACGCCUCUUUUCCUUGGUCGUCUUCCUUAGCAAUAAGCUAUUUCAUAAGACGGUUUAUUUUCAAUCCAACCAGAGCAGCUCUUCAUCUGCUGAUCGACUGCCCUCACCACGCUCCUCCCCUGCUCGACUGGCACACUAAACCCCAAAGCAGGGAGGAGGGGAAAGAAGAGAACCCUUCAGACAAUACGUUGUUUCUGUCAUUCUGAGGAGGGAAGGAAACGGUCUGCUGGGGGAGGGUUGGGGGUGAGGGGCUUGUGCAUUUUCCCUUGUGAUCUCCCUUUUAAGCCCCUGUUGGACAUUGGUUUGCAUCUCACCCAGUGAUAGAAUGGAAUACUUUGGGUGGGUGGGUGGGUGGGUGGGUGGGCGAGUGGGUGGGAGGACCCUGGGUUUUUAACACUUUGUGAGUUUAUUUCAGAAGCCAGGUUCUUUGCUUGUUUUUAUAGUGUGUAAUGGGCCUGUUUCUGUGCACUUUUUUGUAUAUUUCCUUACCUCCCCCCCAUUUCCCAGGAUGAAUGGUUUUUGUAAUGCAUAUUGUCUUGCCUUUCUGAUGCUGAUGGGGUCUUUACCACAAGGGUUGGAUUUUUCUCAAUGAUUGCAGUUCUUUAUAUGGUAACCUCAGGUCAGGAUUUUGUAAUCCCCCGUUGUGUGCUGAAAUGAAAAGUGGAUCAUGUAACACUUGGGCAAGGUUAAGAUGUUGUGGGAGGGCUCUGCCUCUGCCUGGCAUCUGGUGGCCUCUCUUAACUUUAUUUGGUUUUUAUUUUUUAUUUUGAAGGGAUCUGCUUUUGAUGGAUGCAACAAAUUCCUAAUCUUAAGGACAGAAUGUACCGUUUCGUUUUUUUUACUUAUAUCCUUGGAGCUUUUGAAAAGCACCUUCUGAACAUUGAAAGGGAAAUUUGAAAAGUGUACGGGUAAAGUUUGGCACUGAAGCGAAAACUUGUUAAUUCUUGUGUCUGGGGUUGUAAGGUUGACAAUAUACUGUUAAAAUCUUGCAAGGAACAAUGCUUCUACGGAACUUAUUUAUGGAUCCUGGAGAUGGAUUUUUUUUUCCGGGUGGGGGGGCAGGAGGACUUGUACACAAGGGAGAUUCUGAAAGAUCUCUAUAGAGAAACAGGUGGGGGUGGUUUCAACAGGGCUUCUGCACAAGUCUACAUAGGGGCCACUGGUGCUAAGCCCAAUAUGCGGAACAGAAUUUGUUAAUUUCAGUUCCAAAGGCCUCCAACUCAAAUACUGAUAGGAAGGCUGACCUGGAAUUAUUGUCCCAGAUGGGUGAGAAUCAUGGACACCAAAGUGAUCCUGUGUGAUUGUAGCUGCAAUUGAAGUUAAGGAGUCCUCAGCUCAGGAUAAGUGAACUUCAUAUGUAUUCAUCUGUCUGUGUGUGUACAUAUGUAAUUGUGUAUGCACAAAGAAGUAUAAUGUGGUCCUGAUCUUAGGCAGUAUUCCUUAUGCAUGUCAGUUUCUGUAUGGCUAAACAUUAUGAGAUUUUUUAAAAAAGAAAAAGCCCUUUGGUUUUUGUAGAACUGAAGUCAGUCUACAGAUAAAUGUUUUCUCUUGUAUUUUCACACUGAACCAUUAAAAGAAAAUGGGAUAC
This is a messenger RNA of Notechis scutatus (mainland tiger snake), 2655 nucleotides long. The record is from RefSeq and is a predicted model, not a curated record. Lineage: Eukaryota; Metazoa; Chordata; Lepidosauria; Squamata; Elapidae.